AUAAGCAGUUGAAAAAAAGAAAAGAAAAUGUGAACCACAAAAUAUAAAAUGAUUUUUAAGCCUCAAGAUUUCUAUAUAUUCACAAAACACACAAAAACCUCUAGCCAUUCUUCAUCCAUACCUCCAACUCUCUCUCUCUCUCUCUCUCUCUCUCACACACACAAAUACUCUCUCACUAAAAUGCUACUCUCAUUUCACUAACCCCAUAAUUACAAAAUGGGCAAAGCAUACAAAUUCUUCAAAUCACUACUAGGCUUCAAAACCAACUCACCACCAUCUCGUAAAUCAGACUCUAACAAGCCAUUAAAACGACGGUGGAGCUUCGUAAAAUCACGUCAACCGAAUCCCCGUCCUUCGCGCCAUCGCAACACGUCGAGAUCAUUGGCUGUAAGCUCACUCCAUAAACAUUAUAAUAAUAAUAAUGAUGAUGAUAAUGAUAAUGAUAAUAAUUUAAACGAGAAUGACGAAUCAAACAAGCGCGCUAUUGCGCUUGCUGCUGCUACCGCUGCAGUGGUGGAUGCAGCGGUAGCAACUGCUCAGGCAGCGGCCGAGGUGGUGCGGAUGACUAGUAGAACCGGUGGGUAUGGUGUUCGUGAACAAAUGGCUGCGAUCAAAAUUCAGUCAUGUUUUCGGGCUUAUCUGGCACGUAGAGCACGAAGGGCUUUGAAAGCAUUGGUGAGGCUGCAGGCAGUGGUGAGAGGUCACAUUCUAAGGAAACAAACCGCCGAUAUGAUGCGUCGUUUGCAGGCUUUGAUACGGGCUCAGGCCCGUGCACGCGCACUCAGGUCCCAAAUCACUGAUCAUGCAACCACAAAGCCUCAUUUUCACCCUCACGGGCCGCCGACUCCUGAAAAGUUGGAACAUGUUCCACAUACGAGACACCAUCAUAGUUUGAUAUCAAAGAGGAACAACUCAAAAUCUUAUGCACGAGGUCAAGAAAGAACGAUUCACGACAACUCAACCGACCACGAACACGACAAAAUUGUUGAAGUUGAUACUGUGGAACCACAUGUAAUGUUUAAUUAUGGACGAAAGUUCCUUCUACCUGACCAGAUAAGUUUUGGGUAUAGUCAAAGUUUAACCACAUCAAGAGGGUCAACGUUUCAACCAACAAGCCCUUGUGCAUCUUGUGAGGUGACUUCCUUUGAUGACUCAGUAAGAGGUGGAGUAGUUACUCCUAUUAAAAGUGAUGGUUCGAGAAGCUGCUUUAGCGGCUACUCAGACCACCCAAACUACAUGGCUUACACUGAGUCUUCACGAGCUAAGGUCAGGUCUCUAAGUGCUCCUAGAUUGAGGACUCAACACGAGGUUUCUAGUGCAACAAAGAGGGAUUCGGGUUACAAAUAUCUGUCGGGUAUGCAACAAGUUCCAGCGAUGCGUGAAAGUUUCGCUAAGAAGGCUUAUCCUGGGUCGGGCCGGCUAGAUCGGCUAGGGAUGCCGGUCUUUGAUACGGUGGAUAGUGAGUUUUAUGAUGGUUAUUGGAAUUAAUAUGUGCACUUUAAAGUUUAUAUCGAACGAUGUCUUGUUUAGUUGUUUUAUAGUUUUAUGAUAACUAGAAUUAAGCA
Helianthus annuus (common sunflower) is the source of this 1565-nucleotide messenger RNA. Its product is annotated as protein IQ-DOMAIN 14. Gene Ontology annotation, molecular function: protein binding. Bases 217 to 1488 code for a protein of 423 amino acids. The transcript has 4 exons. The record is from RefSeq and is a predicted model, not a curated record. NCBI's taxonomy places the organism in Eukaryota, Viridiplantae, Streptophyta, Magnoliopsida, Asterales, Asteraceae.